Pieris napi is the source of this 884-nucleotide messenger RNA. RefSeq names its product glutathione S-transferase 2-like. Bases 209 to 817 code for a protein of 202 amino acids. Gene Ontology annotation, biological process: glutathione metabolic process. The transcript is spliced from 5 exons. The record is from RefSeq and is a predicted model, not a curated record. Gene Ontology annotation, molecular function: glutathione transferase activity. Lineage: Eukaryota; Metazoa; Arthropoda; Insecta; Lepidoptera; Pieridae.
GGUCAACUCGAGCACGCGCUUUAAAAAAAACAGAUCACGUACUUUUAUUUGACGGAUGACAUUGCUGCCACUGUCAAGUGUUAUUGAAUGAAAACAUUUCGUAAUUUUUCUAUUUUUAUCAAUUGAGGUUUUGGGCCUAAGUUGAUAGCACGCUGUGCGCUUUUUGCAAGUAAUUAUUUUGGAGCUGUUUGGAACCAAACUUAUCAUUAUGCAUGAUGUCAAGUUCUACUACUUCCCCGUUAAGGGUCUCGGUGAAUGUGUUCGUCUACUCCUCUCUUAUGGUGGCCAGGACUUUGAAGACAACAGAGUUGCCGUGGAGGACUGGCCUGCGUUUAAGCCAUCGACACCUUUUGGUCAGAUGCCGGUACUAGAGAUCGAUGGUAAGGCUUACGCACAGAGCAUUGACAUCUCCCGGUACCUGGGCCGCAAGUACGGCCUCUCCGGAGCCGAUGCUGAAGAGGAUCUGGAGAUCGACCAGAAUGUCGACUUCGUCAAUGAUAUCCGUGCGAAGGCCGCUGCCGUCCAAUAUGAAGCCGACGCGGAAUUAAAGGCCAGAAAUCACGCGGAAUUCAGUAAGAAUGUCUACCCGGUGUUACUUGAGAAACUGGACGAGAUCAUCAAGAAGAACAACGGACACAUUGCUGCUGGCAAGCUCACCUGGGCAGACUUCGUGUUCACUGGAAUGUUCGACUACCUAAAGAUGAUGCUCCGAAUUCCAGACCUAGAAAAGAAAUACCCAAGCUACCAACAAGUGAUUGACGCGGUGUACUCUCAGCCCAAAAUCCAGGCGUACGUCAAAAAAGCACAACAAUUAUAAAAUAUUUAAAGAAAAAACUUUUUGACCGGAUUGAAGUUAUGUAUAAACCAAAGUAUUAUUAUAAGUC